Molecule: messenger RNA, 2715 nt
Organism: Brenthis ino (lesser marbled fritillary)
Lineage: Eukaryota; Metazoa; Arthropoda; Insecta; Lepidoptera; Nymphalidae
Source: the annotation of a GenBank genome assembly
AUGGAGAAAAUGGAGUUGAGAGAGGCUGGUGAUGGAGCUGCGGCGGGAGAAUGUGAUCGGUCUCCGAAGAAAUAUAGCUGGGCAGAAGUACGACAGGCAGUUCACGAUCUAAGAAAAGAAUUAUCGUCUUUGUCAACGAUGGUGCCAAUGGCAAUAUCAUUUAGGAAACUUAGCAAUGGAAAGACAAGGAUAUACUUUCUUAGAACCCCGCAGAACGGUUGGGAGAUCACCCUUUUGUACACUGAUAUUACACCUUCCCAACAGCCUAAUAAUGCAAGGUUAGAUUGGAAACCUUUAAUAGAAUCCAAUGUGGCCCUCGGUGUGUCAUCAGGCAAGUGGUCCAGAGAAGAACAAUUACUAUGGGAAAGACAAAGGGUCGCUGGAUGGGGCAUAGCAUCAUAUGAACUGCACCCUAAGACUGGGAGAGUGUUGUUUCCUUGUGCAUCAUCUUUAUUUGUAGCUGAAGAAGGGCCUAAUCAGUCACCUCCUCUAGUCCCCCGGGCCCUCAGCACAGGCUGGGGGGCCCCUCUCACCCCAGCAAUGUGUCCCUCCAGGCCCUCGCUGGUAGCGCACGCGGCGCGAGGAGAUAUCUGGCUAGCCGGUGAUACUCUCAAACGGCCGGCAAGAUUAACAUAUGCAUGUAAAGGACGAGAUGAGCGACUAGCAGACGACCCAUGCCAGGCCGGCGUGCCGUGUUACGUCACGCAGGAGGAGUUCUCUAGGUAUACGGGCUUCUGGUGGCAGCCUACGAGAGAUGACGACGUAUUUCGGAUAGUGUAUGAAGAAGUGGAUGAGAGUGAUGUGAAAAUAUUCAGCUUCCCAUCUUCUCAGAGUUCUAGUGGAGAAGUCGAAGAAUUUAGGUUUCCCCGAGCCGGCACACCGAAUGCGAAAUCGAUUUUAAAAUUAGUCACUUUCAAAUUACAAAAGGCCCCCGUCAACCAAACAGUGUUAGACUUUUAUCAGGAGGGUCAGUCGGGGCGUUCCUCACAACCACAAGAGUCGAGUGACUCAAUGGAAGUAACAGACAUAAGAUGGUAUGAAUUGAAGCAGUCGUUAAAGGAGACCUUCCAUUGGUUCGAGUACCUGGCGAGGGUUGGGUGGACACCGUGUGGCAAUUACGUGUGGGUCCAGCUGUUGGAUAGAAAGCAGCAGCGGCUAGAGCUGGCGCUGGUGCCGCGCAGCGCCUUCGCCCUGCGCGGGCGCUAUGCCCUCGCGCCCGAAGCUCUGCAGCCGCCGCUGGUGGGGGAGGAGGGGGGCAACGAGCACAUCCAAGUCCUGAUAUCGGAAGCUGCGCCCGACGCGUGGGUGAACGUGCACGAUAUCCUGCACUUCCUGCCCUCGUCUCCAGGGACCAUGACCUUCAUCUGGGCUUCCGAAGAGACCGGCCACCUGCACCUGUACCUGGUCACCUGCGCCAUGCCCGUGAAGAGGGCCACUUCGGUGAUGGACAUGAUAACUGAGGACGAGUCCAACGCGUUGGGGCCCGUCAUCAUCAGCAAGCACGCCAUCACCAGCGGGGAGUGGGAGGUCAUGGGGAGGAAGAUAUGGGUGGACGAAGCCAGAGGCCUAGUGUACUUCGUAGGGCUCCGCGAGACGCCCCUGGAACGCCACCUGUACGUGACGUCGUACAACCCGCCGACCGGAGAGCUCACACUGCUCACUACUGUGGGACACUCGCAUACUGUUGAUAUGGACGAGGAGUGCUCCACAGUAGUGGUCACGUCGUCUAACAUCAGCAGCCCGCCCAGCACGCGCGUGUUCCGCGUGCAGCACGCGCCCGCGCCCGCGCUGCUCCCGCACGGCACCCUCGUGGAGAGGGCGGCUUCAGAGUCGUCGGACACACGUUCGUUCAACGGUUCGUGGGACAGUCGGUCGGGGGACGGCGACGAGGACAACGACACGACUUUGCUCGUGAGAGAGCGGUCGCUGAGCGCCGGCGGCGGGGAGGUGCCGGCGCCGCAGAUCCUGUGCGCGCGGCUGGCGUGCGGCGCGCGCGCCUACUGCACGCUGUGGCGCUGCGCCGCGCGCGGCCGCCGCCCCACCGUGCUGCACGUGUACGGCGGGCCCGAGGUGCAGACCGUCACCAACAGCUACCGGGGUAUACGUCAGCUGCGCAUGCACAUGCUGGCGGCGCGGGGCUUCAACGUGGUGGCGGUAGACUCGCGGGGCUCCAAGCAUCGUGGACGCGCAUGGGAGGCCGCCAUCAAGAGCAAGAUGGGACAGGUCGAGCUGGAUGAUCAGGUAGAAGUAUUACAAUGGCUAGCGAAAGAGACCGGCUGUAUCGAUAUGGAUAGAGUUGCGAUACAUGGGUGGAGUUACGGUGGCUACCUAGCCCUCCUCGGUCUGGCGACGCGACCCAACACGUUCAAGGUGUGCGUGGCGGGCGCGCCCGUCACGUGCUGGCGGCUCUACGACACGGCGUACACGGAGCGCUACAUGGGGCUGCCGGCCGCCGCGCCGCACGCCUACAGCCGCGCCAGCGUACUCGCGCAUGCGCCUUUCUUCCCUGACAAAGAAGGCAGACUACUCAUAAUCCACGGCCUCGCGGACGAAAAUGUACACUUUUGCCAUACAGCCGCGCUGCUGUCCGAAUUGAUAAGGCUCGGGAAACCGCACAGAGUUCAGGUAUACCCCGGCGAGAGACACUCCCUGCGAGCGAUGCACGCGUCCAAGCACUACGAAGCCACAUUACUCCACUUCCUACACGAAAACCUA